AAACCAAAUCCAAAUCUCCAUUUCACAACAACGAAUUCAAUCGACAGCAUUCGCAACCUGCAGAUCGAUCCAUUGCAGAACCCUGGUCUCGAAAGUUGAAGCCAUGUCUCCAGCAUCCAGAUCUAAAUCUAAAGAUAAAAAGGCCACCAAGGAAACUGCAAAAGGUUCCUCGAAGCCUUUAGGUCCUGCUAACACCAGUGGGUACAAUCCUCUAUCCGGAACAUUCCACACAUUCGACACAACACCUGUGCCUUCAGUUAGCCCACUCCACAUCAACGGCCGUUUCCGUACCAUUGAUGAUUCGGACGACCAGAAUGGGAACUCGUCAGGGACCGGCGCCGAGUACGAUUCUGUUUCCAACAAUGGAAGCUGGUCGGGCGAGUCGGAAGACCACAAGGAAAAAGCCUCUCAGGCCCAAAAUUCACGCCAGGAAUCUAUACCCGGGGCCGACAAUGACAAAAGAGAAAAGGUACGCCUGAAGAAUGAGCGGAAACACCAGCGGCAGAAGGAGAGGCGGGCACAGGAGCUGCAUGAGCGGUGCAGUGGCUAUCUCAUGUCGAGGAAGCUGGAAGCCCUUGCUCAACAGCUUGUCUCCAUGGGCUUCUCACAUGAACGGGCUACAAUGGCUCUCAUUCAGAACGAGGGUAGGGUAGAGGAGUCGGUAGCGUGGCUUUUUGAAGUAGCCGAAGACGAGAAACAGUUGGGAAGUGACCUCGGUGGCAGUGGCGGGGGGAAUUUGAAGAUCGACAUAUCGGAAGAGCUCGCGUGGAUUACGGACAUGGAGAUUAGGUACAAGGCCUCAAAGCAGGAGGUCGAGAGGGCUGUGGUUUCCUGCGAGGGUGACCUACACAAGGCCGAGGAGAUUCUAAAGGUUCAGAAGCAGGAGAGUCCUCCAGCUGCCCCACACAAGGCGGAUGAAACUGGGGAUCCUUCUACUGCUGCCACUGGAGGCAGGCUGCAGGUGACGACUAUGGGUCAGAAUGUGAUGAGGGGGCCGCAGGUACCCGCCCCGGUGGAUAAAAGGUGGCCGGGGAUGGGACCUAAUAAUAAUAAUAAUACUAGUAAUAGUACUCCUGUCUCUUGCUCCCUAGCUACUACUACCCCUCUGCAGGCUGCGUCUCCCCCUGCCAAGCUGGAGGCUAGGUAUCUCACUGUCAGCAACGAAUUGAAAAACUUGCAGCUUGGGUCAGUGAGGGAACCAGUCACCGUCAUGCAAAGGCCACAAUCCGUGAACCCAAAGCAAGCUCCUGUUUCAAGCAUGAGCUCCUCUCCCCCGGGGUCGGUGGCCAUGGGCAGCAAUUGGUAUCCCAACACGACCACUGGUGGUAUUGAUACAAUGAAGCCCAAAGUCGUGGCCCCCGCCACUGCCAUCUCUAGAAGCAUUAGUCCCAAUGGUGUUAGUUCAAAUCCGUUGUACAACCAGUUCCAUUCCCAGCUGCCAUUUGUGCCCAAUCACAACAGUGGCCCGAUGGACCUCCACAUGCCCCCUUUGCGAGUGAAUGCCGGUGGCAGCCUGUGGAGCAGUAGGGGAAGUGCAUCACCGGCACUCUCGGCUGCCUCGUCUCUUGGUCUCUUUUCCGGGAUUGGCUCGUCCGGGUCGUCUUCCCCGGUGGACUGGAGCACGGGGAGUUCCAGCCUGCAGCUGGACUAUACCAGCAUAGACUGGAGUCUGGAUCUGGGUACGCUGCCAACGAGGCCCAAUGGGCUGUGGGCUGGCGGGAGCUACCCGGUGCAGGGUAAAGGCCAAGGGUUUGACUCUUUUGCAUAUGGUCUGGGAAUGAAGGCGGCAGCCAUGAGGCCGGUGCUGUCUUCUGGUGGUGGGCUGCCUGAGGGGAUUGCGGGUUCUAGCGAAACGGGCAGUGCAAGUUCUCGGGAGUGGACUUCGCCGUUUGAGGAGAGAGACAUUUUCAGUUUGCCCAGGCAGUUUGUUUCGUCCCCAUCUCUGUGA
Messenger RNA from Striga hermonthica, 1948 nucleotides. Lineage: Eukaryota; Viridiplantae; Streptophyta; Magnoliopsida; Lamiales; Orobanchaceae. The record is from the annotation of a GenBank genome assembly.